Molecule: messenger RNA, 621 nt
Organism: Lolium perenne
Lineage: Eukaryota; Viridiplantae; Streptophyta; Magnoliopsida; Poales; Poaceae
Product: mitochondrial outer membrane porin
Biological process (GO): monoatomic anion transmembrane transport
Cellular component (GO): mitochondrial outer membrane
Molecular function (GO): voltage-gated monoatomic anion channel activity
Source: RefSeq, a predicted model, not a curated record
AUGUAUUCAUAAAAUAUUUCAGGGAACUUGGUUUGGAAACAUCGAGUAUAGUAGACAACGAGUUAGAAGAACUGUUUGAGUUAUCUCUUAGAAUGUUUGAUACAAGAUUACCACCUGGAGUAACCGUUCUCUCGCCCUUUGCUGAAGAUUCUUCACUGACUAAAGUUGCAGUAGAGGCAAUUACUGCUACCAGUACAAAGAAGGGUGAUCUGAUACUCGGUGAGAUCCCGUCACAGAUCAAGAACAAGGGAAUCACUGUAGAUGUGAAGGCCAACUCAGCCUCAAAUGUCAUUACUACGAUUACCGCUGAUGAGUAUGCGGCGCCAGGGCUGAAGACCAUCUUCAGCUUUGCUGUUCCUGAUCAGAAAUCUGGAAAGGUCGAGCUCCAGUACUUGCAUGAUUACGCUGGUAUUAAUGCAAGCAUUGGUUUGACUGCUAAUCCUGUUGUCAACCUCUCUGCUGCAUUUGGAAAUAGCGCUCUAGCUGUUGGUGCUGAUGUCUCACUUGAUACUGCCACCAAGAAUCUGACCAAAUACAAUGCUGGGCUUAGCUACACCAAUAAAGAUCUUAUUGCAUCCCUGAACUUGUGAGUUUUUAAAAUCUAGCUAUGUAAUUGUUAUU